Messenger RNA from Falco peregrinus (peregrine falcon), 2438 nucleotides. It is a transcript of the gene CFAP45, whose product is annotated as cilia and flagella associated protein 45. Bases 797 to 2428 code for a protein of 543 amino acids. The transcript has 11 exons. The record is from RefSeq and is a predicted model, not a curated record. Lineage: Eukaryota; Metazoa; Chordata; Aves; Falconiformes; Falconidae.
GCCGGCUGCCCGACCCCCUGCACUGCGCAGGGCCACGGAGGGGGUCGGGGUGCCCGGGACCUCACCAGGCCGGAGCCAGCUCUGUCCCACCCAGCGCACCGUGGCGCUGGGGCCCUGCCCGGUGCUCCCCAGGCACGCCCCAGGCAGGGGGCUCCCAGGGCCUCAGCCCCCCAGCUCAUGCUGGCUUGCUCACUGGAGGCGCUUCUCCACCACGUUGCCUCCAUGUUCUGUUUUCCAUACCUGCCGGGUGAGGGAUGCUGUCACACCCUUGGCCAGCCCUGCCUGGGCCCUGCCACCUCUGCGCCCUGAAUUCCUCGCCCCACUGCGGGUUCCCAACAUGCGGUUCCUUCUGGGAGCGUGCCACCCCCACCCGUGCCUCCUGGGAGCGUGCCAGGGCCACCAGACCGGGGGCUGUGCGUAACUGGCCUCCUUGAUGCCACAGGCAUCCACUUUUCACGGAGCAAUUAGUUAAUUAGUGAGACAAAAGAAGCUUGGGAGGUGAGACGCCCUGGUAAAGGAGAGGAGCCGGCCUUACGGGGUCUGUGCAUUAGACAGUGGUUAUUUCAUGUGGGACAGAGAGCCCUUGGAGCAGGGGCUGGAAGCUUCCAGAGAGAUCAUUGCCAGCAUAUUUAGGCUUUCAUCAGUGAGCUACGAAAUCAGUCCCCUUGGAGACGAGGCAGAAUUGCAGCAGGUCUCUGACCUUCUGGCUGGAUGCCCUGGCCACUGAGAGAGGGGAUAAACAGAGAGCAACAGCUCUUUCCUCUCCGGUCUUGUAAGGAAAAGACUCGCUUCCUCCAUGCUCGUCCCUCAGCUGUCCCCAGCUCCCACAGGAGAGCCACAGCCACUGUCACUGAGGCGGGUGAUGAGCCUGCAGCAGCCGUGCUUCAGCAGCCCUGUUGUGAUCCUUCAGGAUGUGCAGACUGCCCCAAAAGUGUCACCCACUGGUGGGCACAAGCCUGAGACCACCCGUCUCAUCACCAAGGACUUAAUCCGUGACCUCAUCAUCCCUGCAGAGAAGCCAGUAGCAUCCCUUAUUAUCGGUCAGGAGGAUUUCCAGCGCAUUAAAGCAGCAGCUCGAGUCCUGACCACGGAGCAGCGUGAGGCCAAGCUGGCAGCCCUCAAAGCGGAGAAGGAAGCCGUUCUCGAGGCGGUGAGCGCACGCAAAAGUGCGGCGAAGCAGAAGGCCAUCCUGCAGCAGCAGACAGGGAAGCCGAGUGAGCUGGAGGAAGCAGCACGGGAGCGGGCCCAGCACCUGCUGCAGCGGGCAAGCAGGAUGCGCAUGGAGCAGGAAGAUGAGAUCAAGGAGUUCAAUGAGCUGAUCCUUGGUGCCAAGUGCCACAUGAUCCGUGACACGCAGAUCCUCGAGAAGCAGCUCAUCACAAAAGAGCUGGAGGAAGAAGACAAGCGCCUGGCCAAGAUGAUGGAGGUGGAGAGGAAAAAGGCUGAUGAGAUGCAGGAGGAACUGGAGCGCAAGAGGAAGCAGGAGCUGAUCAGAGGGAGGCAGGAGCUUGUGAAACAGAUGGAGCAGAAUGCAGAGGAGCGGGCUCUGAGAGCCCAGCAACGGGAGCAGGAGGCACAGCAGCUGCUGGAGUACCUGGAGAAGCUGAAGAUGGAGGACCUGCAGGACUUGGAGCGAAGACAGGAGCAACAGAAGAAGAUCCAGGCUGAGAUUAAACGCAUCAACGAUGAGAACCAGAGAUGCAAGGAGGAGCAGCGGGAGCUGGAGAGGAUGGCAGACAAGCGGGUGCUCGAGUACCAGAGGCAGAAAAUGGAGCGUGAGGCUGAGGUUGAAGCUGAGCAGGAGAGGAUCCGUUGGGAGAAGGAGAAGGAGAUGGCACAAUUGAGAGCCAUGCACGAGAGGGCCCGGGACCAUCAGGCAGAGCAGGACGCACUGAGGGCCAAGCGCAGCCAAGAGGCUGCUGAGCGAGAGUGGCGGCGCAAGGAGAAGGAGGUGGCACAGAGAAGGGCUGAGAUGAACCAGAUGCUGAAGCAGAGCCGCCUGGAGCAGAUUGCCCAGCGGGAGCACAGCAUGGCCAUGCACGUGCAGCGGGACCGCCACGAGUUUGAGAAGUUCCUCAGGGCCCAGAAGGAGCAGAUGGAGAAGGAGAAGGCAGAGGAAGCACGGAGGGCAGGUCUGCAGCUUGCCUAUGCUAGUGAUAUCCAGCGCCAGAUGCGGGAGCGUCAGCAGCAGCUGGCACAGGAGCGGGUGGCUGCCUUUGAGGAGUGCCAGCGGCUUGAGGAGGAGGCCCACCAGCGCAGCCAGCGUAUCACCCAGUUCAAGCAGCAGAAGAUGCGGGAGCUCAGAGCCUCUGGCAUCCCUGAGAAGUACUGCGCCCAGGUGGAGCGAAGGGCCCUGAGCCGAGCAAGCGCAGCCCCUGGCCAGGCUCAGUCCCACAAGGAGCAGAGCUCAUGUUCCCCAGCAACUUAGGGGUUCCCAU